AUGCGUUCCCGUCGCUCCAGCAUAGCGGCGGAUCUGCCAGCCUCUACCGCGGCUGACGUUGCUGUACCCAUGGAGAUCAACAUCCCCCGACACGGCAGCGCCACCGGCAGCGCCACCAGCAGCGCCAACAACAGCCAGGUCGACCUUACCGGCCACCACAUUUACCUUCCUGGACCGGACACACCGGCCGGGUCCACCACUCAGGGCGCCCUCUUCGAGCUCAGCCAGGUGAACGCCAACGACCAGGUCGCGGGCGAGGUCGUCAAGGACAUCAAGACGGGCAAGCAUUACAAGAAAACCCCAGUGUCCAAGCCUGCUUACUCGCUCGGACACACCACGGGCGCUCCCACCGUGUCUGGCGUUGCCAACAGAUCCACGGGCCGCAUUGGCCUCGGCCACGCAUUCCCCACCGACGAGCAAAACAGACAGUACAAGGCGGAAAAGGCAGCUCGCAAGUCCAACAACGGCUCUGGAACCAGGUCACCCUCGGUAGCGGGUGGAAACACUCCCGGUCUCCGCGCUUCGAUGGACGUCAACACGAUGGAGGGAAGGACGCAGCUCUUUGCCCAGCUCCGCGAACUCAUCCACGAUGAAUUUGAGAAAGUCAACCGCGGUCAGACCGAGGAGCUCAGGCGUCACGUCCACCAGGCCCACCUCGAGCAACGACAGCAUCUGGAAGGUCACAUGGAUGACGUCAAGGAGGCCAUUGCAGAGCAACCUGUCCAGUCUGAAGUCGAGGCCGAGUCGACCGAGUCCGAACUCAAAAAGGCCAAAGGAUCUGACACGACCGAGACCGCUUGGGCCACCACGGACGACGAUAAGCAACUCACUUUUGACCGCAAGGGCAGCGAGGCAGGUCUCACUGCCGUCGACGGCACGGUCAAAGACCCUCAGCCGGUCGAGCGUGGCUACAGCGACGAGCAAGAGAUCAGCGACGACGACGAGUACGAGUUCCCGAACAAGUGGGCUGCCAUCCGCUACAAGCUGCGUGAACCGUUUGCAGAGUUUAUGGGCUGCUUUAUGCUCAUGGUGUUCGGCAACGGAAUCAACUGCCAGGUCACUAUCUCAGCGCUCUACGACCCGAGCAGUCCCAAGGGCAAUUACCUUUCCAUCUCGUUCGGUUGGGGUGUCGGCGUAGCUAUGGGCGUUUGGGUCGCAGGUGGCAUCUCGGGUGGUAUGAUCAACCCUGCCGUGACGAUUGCGUUGGCCAUCUUCCGAAAGUUCCCGUGGAAAAAGGUGCCGAUCUACAUCUUGGCCCAGGUCCUCGGCUGCCUGAUGGGCUCGCUCUGCAUCUACGGUCUCUAUGUCAACCCGAUCCGCGUCGUCGAUCCAAACCAGACCGAAACCACCGCCGCGCUUUUCACCACGUACCCGGCCGAGUUUCUCCGCCAACCGUCCACGCGCAUGAGCGCGUUCUACAACGAGUUCUUCGCAAGUUCCAUCCUGCUCAUUGUUAUCUUGGCCAUCGGCGACUCGUCCAAUACACCGCCUCCGGAUGGGUUGGCGCCGCUCGUGCUGCUCUGGCUGGUCUGGGGUCUUGGCGCGUGUCUCGGCUGGCAGACUGCCUACGCGGUCAACCCGGCGCGAGACUUGGGUCCUCGGCUCAUGCUGUACAUCGUCGGUUACUCGCCCGAUCUCUUGUGGACGUUCAAUGCGUGGUAUUGGCUCUGGACGCCCAUCCUCGCAACGAUCUCGGGCGCCAUCAUGGGCUGCAUCAUUUACGACACGCUCUGCUAUACCGGCGGCGACUCGCCCAUCAACCGAAAAGCCAAGAAUCACGCGGCAGCACUCGGCCCAGGAUCCAAAGAGAAGAUGCCCGCCGCUCUCAGCGAGGCUUGA
Sporisorium graminicola is the source of this 1839-nucleotide messenger RNA. RefSeq lists its product as uncharacterized. Lineage: Eukaryota; Fungi; Basidiomycota; Ustilaginomycetes; Ustilaginales; Ustilaginaceae. The transcript has a single exon. Gene Ontology annotation, cellular component: plasma membrane. The coding region runs from base 1 to 1839 and encodes 612 amino acids. Gene Ontology annotation, biological process: glycerol transmembrane transport; water transport. Gene Ontology annotation, molecular function: water channel activity; glycerol channel activity. The record is from RefSeq and is a predicted model, not a curated record.